CAGAUAUUAUCUUCUGCUGCGGUAUUUGGGUUGACCGAAGAUAAUAAGCUGGUUGGCACUCAAUAUUCUUGGGUCUCUUCCAUCUUUUAUUUCGGAUACCUGCUCUACGAAUACCCGACAACGAUCUUAAUUCAACGAUUACCAGUUUCAAAAUAUCUCACCGUUAUUACAUUCAUAUGGGGAGCUGUUGUCGCAACUACAGCUGCUUGCACCAGCUUUGGUGGGUUGGCUACUUGCCGCUUCUUACUUGGUGUUGUGGUAAAUGUCCUUUGAUACUCCAUCUAGAGAAUAUCACUCAUCCUUGUGUCAUUAGGAGUCAACAAUCUCGCCAGCAUUUGUGUAUAUCACCAGCAUGUGGUACACCCGAGAUGAGAUACCAUCGCGUACUGGAGUCUGGUAAAUCCACUUUCUCUUCGUAAUUAACUCAACGCAAAUACUGAUCAGAUCAGGUUUGCUGGUAAUUCUACUGGGGGCUUUGUUGCUUCAUUACUAGCCUAUGGCAUUGGGCAGAUAUCGCACCCACUCCACCCCUGGCAAUGGAUGUUUAUUGUUAGUAUUCGAUGCUCUGAUUCAAAAGAAAUGUGAUUACUGAUCGUAAAAGAUAUUUGGCUUCAUCACCAGUCUGUGGGCAUUUGCUGUUUUCUUCUUCCUUCCUGAUUCAAUUAACGACGCCAAAUUCUUGACGGAGGAGGAAAAACAGUAUGCAGAAGACCGCGUAGUGAUGGGAGGGACCGGAAGAACAGAUACCACUAAAUGUGAGUGGAAGAAAGACCAAGUUAUCGAAUGUCUCCUGGACCCCAAGACGUACUUCUUUGCUUGCAUAUCUGUUUUGACACAAGUGCGUAUCCACCCAAGUAUUUUUAUACCAGUGUUACAGCUAAUAAACAAUCAGAUUCCUAAUGGUGGUACUGGAAGCUUCGGAAACUUGGCUUUAAAGAGUUUCGGCUUCACCAGUCUAGAGAGUACACUGGUGACUUUACCAUCUUCGGUCAUUGCGAUGUCAACCAUCCUUGUGACAGGGUGGCUAGCCGGCCGAUUCAAAAAUAUGACUACCUUUCUGAUUAUCGCCGUUGUCAUUCCCCCAGUCGUUGGGAGUGCCAUCAUCUUUUCCGUUGAGGCUAGGGGCUUGCGACUCUUUGCUUAUUAUUGUGUAAGGACAAUCUAACAUUUCAUGUUUGAUUCAACUUAUUGACUACGUAAACAGCUUCAGACCGGCCCAGGUGCUCUCCCUCUUACCCUUGGCUUGAUCUCUUCAAACUACAAAGGAGUUACGAAGAAAAUGACAAUUACGGCUAUACUGUUUUUGACGUACUGCGCGGGAAAUAUUGCAGGGCCACAAACAUUCAAAACUUCCGAGAAAAGCAGGUAUGUUGAGUUGUUCUUUUUCAAACUACUGGUGCCAAGCUGACAUUCUUUGAGGGGAUACCCCACCGCCUUCAAGGCAAUUACAACAUGCUACGGAUUAGUGGUUCUCGUUUCUCUAGGUUUACGAAUGUAUUUGACCUUCGUCAACAAAUCUCGAGAUACAGCGGAAGGAUCAGCCUCUCUCAUUCAGGCAGAUGAGGCUGGCAAAAGGGAAUUGACCGCUGAAGAUUACGAGGAUGUAACGGAUUUCCACACACCGCGAUUUAGAUAUCGCAUGUAGUCAACCGCCUCGCGAUUGGCUCACAUAUGCGAAUAUUUCAUUUUACCACAAGGCUCUGGACCACCGUUCAAAUUGAAGAAGGCUGAGACUAAACCCCUAUUAUGCAAAAUUGAGGCUCUGCGGAGUAAAUUUAUGGAUCAGUUCCAUAGCCUCAUC
Hymenoscyphus albidus is the source of this 1801-nucleotide messenger RNA. Lineage: Eukaryota; Fungi; Ascomycota; Leotiomycetes; Helotiales; Helotiaceae. The record is from the annotation of a GenBank genome assembly.